Molecule: messenger RNA, 4005 nt
Organism: Neurospora crassa OR74A
Lineage: Eukaryota; Fungi; Ascomycota; Sordariomycetes; Sordariales; Sordariaceae
Exons: 3
Coding region: 1203-3746 (847 amino acids)
Source: RefSeq, a predicted model, not a curated record
GCCUCUUUUUCACUUUCGAGUUUAUCAAUCUCCUUCCUCAUCACAAAACAGUGACACUUUGCAGAAGCACCUUGAGACCACGACUAGACACCUUCAACUUCAGUUAUCAAUGAUCCAUGCGCUUCUUCUGGCCGUACCAUUCACCUGUCCAAUUGUAUGCUGUAACUCUUUCAAACGCUGACCUCCUUCUCUGCUGCCCGCGCUGUCCACCUUGAACAAGGAGCCGCCUCUAUUGCCAAAAAUGGCUUUCUGCUGCUCUCCAACUUCCUGUCUCCCCGUCCUGUCGGCGUCGUCUAUCAUCCGGUAUCCGAGACACGACCCAGACGGCGGGAUGCCACUCCAAGAGAUUGAUAAGCUGGACUAAAACUCGCCCAAAGACCAAGACAAAAGAGGCACCGGUGGCAGGAUCCACGACAUCCCAUCAUCUGCAUCAUGGCUUGUGGCGUCUAUAGUGACUGGCGUGAUACGGCACCAAAAGAAGGCGAUCAGCUUUGCAAUAGCCAAUACUCCUCCGUCAUCCAACUCGACCAUUCCGUGGACCUCCCCACGCCGACUCCCGACCUGGUCUUGAUUGGCACCACAUUGCUUUCAUUGACGCAGCCCUGUCAUCUUCCUCACUACUGUGUACAUGCCACUAUCAGCCCCUCCCUAUCACCCAAUCCUCAGCUCUGGGUCCUGAGUCUGGAUGCGGCUCCAGAAAGGCCGAGUGGCCAUGGCACGGGCCAGAGACAGGUAGUUCUGGGUGUUGGCCAGCCGCAUGCGCACCCAAGAGGAGAGCUGAAUAUGCAAAGGGCAGGGUAUCUGGUUCGUCUGGACGGGGAAGAGUGCAUACGUCGACUGCCUCUUCGAGCCGUUGCACAACCGGGAGACGCUUCAUCUCUUUCCUCCUUUGCCAGCAGUCCGUCAUGCUAAUCACAAAGGUGAUCGGCCAUUGAGCCCAAGUUCGCCACACAAGCCGUACGUAAAGCCUAUUGACGUCGAGCCAAGGCCUCGGGUUAGGCUGUUGUGCAUCCCGUCUGAGUCCAUCAACCAAGGUCGAGGCUGUGGAACACAACAUGCACUUUGUAUUUCGGCAGACGUGCAUUGUCUCUAGUCUUGACGGCUGGGGUUACCUGGGUCUCCCCGCGAUGACUUAAGCAGGCGGACUCCCUGGCCUCCCGCGACAACUCUUCACCAGUGUAAGAGGGAAAAGGCAAACGUGCAUGUCAGCCAGAUCUUCGACUCCGGUCUUCACACCAGCUCGAAACGAUACGCGCGGGUCUACCAUGGCACAAUGCGGCAUACCAAGAUCCUGGUCGGACGGAGGACGAUUUCACCAGGCUCGCUCCCAGCCGCAAAAUGGGAAGAGCAUUAGGUUUGGCAGUCUCAACGACAGACGACGAGCAAGAGCUCCGGAUCUUAAGCGGUGGGACGGUGCCUCUAGGACUUCCCAACCGUGGGACUGCUUAUGGAAAAGAGACCCGGAGCUAUGGCAUCGCAAGGGCAAUUGCUUAGUAUAUCUAUAUGGCCGUGGCCAGUCGAGUAGGAGCCCUUCGUUCAAAGUGCCCUUCAACACCUUGCUUGCAACUCAAUGUCAACCCCUGAUCGCAAGAUGUAUCAGACGAGAUAUCCCAGAAUCAGUAGACAUCAAAGCCAGCCAAAUCGAGCUCUACAUUCCUGCUCCACCUACGGCAACCGAAGCAGAGGUCAUUCGUCAUUACCUGGAUAUUCGCAAUUUCUUCGCCUGGAUUCUUCGGAGAUCGAUGGUGGGGGAACAUCUUGGAGCAACCCUCAUUCGUCUUUUACACACAAUGACUGAGCUCCGAUGUCUCGGGGUCAACAAUGCGGACGACCUGUUGAGCUACGCCGACGAAGAAGGUUAUCUGGAAAUGUGUAAUCAACCAGCACAUGCCUUAGGCAUGCUUCAAUUUGCGGAGUACUGUCAAGAUCGCAGGCUCUACAUUGAGGCAUUCGCCCACUGUACCGGAAUGUUUGAAGAGCUAUACGUUGUCCCCGAAUAUCAGGUUAUCACUUCUGCAACUCGAAGGCUUCUUCGUCAGGCAAAAGUCGAAAUGGAUGAGAAACUUGGACAGGCCACGUUGAUGUUGCAAAACUUUCUGGAUGAGGAUUUAUCCCAGGCUCAUCUAGGUCUGACGGUCGGCGGACGGUCUCAUCUUGAGCGUUUCCGAACCUUCCUCCACGCUUUCUUCGCUACCAAGAUCGGAUACUACCCGCCAACAUCAAUUGACCAGCGGUACUUGAUAUUCCCUCCCGCAAUAUAUCGAACGAUGCGAGAUGACAUCGAAGCUUUGUACGAACUCUUGGUAGACAACACAUAUACCCCGUCAGAAAGCAUACCGGCCUCUGCUCAAGGGGGACUGUGUACGCUCCAGUGUGUCCAUGGCUUUGACGUACGGAAUAGGUACUCUCCGCUUCCUCACCCCCUGCCUUUACUGCCGGAAUUACCUACCACCAGCGCGUCUCGAAGAACCUCCUGGCUGCAUAAAUCCGACAAAUUGAAGCCAGACCAACGGGUAGUUGCACAUGCAGCACUGGCGAAAGCAUCCAACAGAAGCAAAGCCACCGUCUGCAGGAAUCCACUUGUCAUUGCUUACCAAAGAUACGAAGAAGACUGCGUGUUCUCGCCUCUUAAGAUCGAUAGACAAGAGAAGAUCUCGCAAGUUGACGCGCGGAAGGUUCGAUGGAUUCUCGUUUAUGCAAUCUAUCAAGUACUACGAGCCUGCACGCAGGCCCCUUUGGAAUGCCAGAACGUCGGAAAUACAUACUACAACAUGGCCGUCAGUACCGAAAAUUUACCGCCUUGGGAUGCGGACGACUACGAGUCAAGCUUCAGCAUUCGAAUCUCAAAGGGAACAAGACAAAAUGGCCAUGCAUCUUUCAAGUCGCUGCCAAACUUCUCACUUCCCACACCACUCAUUCUGUCAUCAUUUCCGGCGGUGUUUACCUACGGCGAAGACAGGAAGAUCAGACCGGAUAUUGACCACGUCGCAUUGAUACAUGCUAGGACGUCUAGUAGGAUCGCAACCGACCCCAGGUCGACGUCCCCGCCCGUUGUUCCAACCCGAGUUCACAGUCUCACCAAAAGUAUCAGUCAUUCUCUCAACGCGAUCACUGGGAACCGACCAGCAGAGAAAGAGUCCACUUCACCCAGCCGCAGCAGGCGUGCUUCAUACCACGAGAUCGUAAUCCAAGGAUAUGGGAAUGGUACCAACGAUGUCCACCCUGGCCAUAGCGAGCCAACAACAGACAACCAACCGCCUCAAUCCUUUGCCGACGUCACGAAGGCAUCCGAUACCCAAAUCCCAGAACAGGGUAUUAGGACGCAAGGUAUUACGCUCCGCUCACCAUCGACCGCAUCUACGUCAUCCAAUAACACCACCGGAUCUAGUACGACAAGCAGGGAGACGGCUGUUUCUGCGUCUUCGACAACGCCGAGCUUCUGCAGCCCACCAACAUCACCAAAAGCCCUGGUAACCGGAGAAGAACUGAUGCGCGGUGUGACACUAGGAAGCAACGAUUUGGCACCUCCGCUCCCUCGCAGAAGCAGUCGACGGAGACCGAGUGAGUGCCAACCCGAUCCUCUGAGAAUCCGGAAAACUCAGUCAGCAACCUCUCUCGACAUUGCUGGAAGGGAUGACAAUAAGGCCAAUUGCACCAUGUCUAUGCAGGAGACGAGCAACGAUCCCUGGGCACAGUAUGCGGAUGUGGGCGGGCUGAGGGACUUGGAGGUGAAAGUUCCAGUGUGAUCCCUCACGGGUAAGGCUCGUUUCACCGCCUGUGGUCAAAGUUUCCUCUGCACACUGUGGCAACUCAUCUGCUUUGUGUUUAUUGCGGAAUUUUCAUUUCAAGCCCUAUCCUAUCUUGUCAUGCUCUGUUCACAUUCUACCGGAUUUACGGAGUUCAUCUUGAUACCCAGCAUUUGAUUUUGGUUUCGUUUGUUGUAGGGUUCUUAUUCUAGCAAUCAAUGUCGAAUAUUACACGUGCGAAAAUAAAAGUUUCCCUUUU